AUGGAAGAUAUGCAAGUUGAAAAGAAUACAGAAGGAUCAUCAUCAUCAUCAUCAAAUAAUAAUAAUAAUAAUUCAAUUUCAAAUGAAUUCGAUUUAGAAACUUAUAUCAAUAAUUAUUCAGGAUUUACAAAGAUUCAUAGAUUAAUUUUCAUUGCUGAUAAUUGUAAACAAUUAGAAGUUGAAGCAUAUAAUAUGGCAUUGAAAGAAGUGCAAAAAACACCAAAUCUUGAACUCUACAAUACAAUCAUCAAUAAAUCACACGGUAUUCUCGAACUUGACCCAGUAUACAUUGAAAAUUUAAGUAAAAAGAAUUCCUUACAAUUAGAUAAAUUAGAACAAGAUUUAAAUACUGCUAAAUCAAAUAUGGUAAAAGAUAGUAUUCGUUUUGCACAAAAUGAUUUAGGUGAAUUUUAUUAUAAAAUUGGGGAUCAUCAAAAUGCAUUAAAAUGUUUUAUUAGAACUAGAGAUUAUUGUACAACAUCAAAACAUGUUUUAGCAAUGUGUUUUAAUAUUAUUAAAUUAGGUGUAGAUACUCAAAACUAUACUCAUGCACCAUCAUACAUUGCAAAAGCUGAACAAAGUCCAGAUUUAGAUAAUGUUUCAAAUGCUAAACUUCGUUCUGUUAAUGGUCUUUACAAUUUAGAUGGUUCUCGUUAUAAAUUAGCAGCUAGAAAAUUCAUUGAAACUCCUUUUGAACAAUCAAAUGUAUUUUCAGAUAUAAUUUCACCACAAGAUAUUGCAUAUUAUGGUGGAUUAUGUGCAUUGGCAACAUUUGAUAGAAAUGAAUUAAAGAAGAAAGUGAUUGAUGAUCCAAUGUUUAAAAACUAUUUAGAAUUAGUACCAGAACUUAGGGAAUUAAUUAACGAUUUCUAUAAUACCAAGUAUGGUUCAUGUUUAAAGUAUCUCGAUAAAAUGAAGCCAAUUUUAUUAUUGGAUAUUCAUCUCUAUAAACAUGUGGAGAUUUUAUAUCAAAGAAUUAGAAGCAAAGCAUUGGUUCAAUACUUUUCACCAUACCAAUCGGUCGAUAUGAAUAUUAUGGCCAGUGCUUUCAAUACCACUGUCACUCUUUUGGAAAAGGAGAUCAGUAAACUCAUUAUGGAAAAUGAGAUCCAAGCUCGUAUCGAUUCUCAUAAUAAACGUCUAUACGCUAGAAAAGCCGAUCAAAGAACAACCACCUUUGAAAAAACCGUUCAAGUUGGUUCCGAUUUCCAAAACUCUUCAAAUUCUCUCCUCUUACGUUUAGAGAUGUUAAAUAAUAAUAUCUCAACCGUUUCAAAUCGUAAAGAUAAUGAAAGAGGUAAUUGGGAAAAUCCACAUCAUCAUCACCAAAUGCAACAUCAAAUGUUUGGUUUAUUUAAUAAUAAUAAUAAAUUUUAA
This is a messenger RNA of Dictyostelium discoideum AX4, 1377 nucleotides long. It is a transcript of the gene CSN1, whose product is annotated as COP9 signalosome complex subunit 1. NCBI's taxonomy places the organism in Eukaryota, Evosea, Eumycetozoa, Dictyosteliales, Dictyosteliaceae. Bases 1 to 1377 code for a protein of 458 amino acids. The record is from RefSeq and is a predicted model, not a curated record. The transcript has 3 exons.